Maudiozyma barnettii is the source of this 756-nucleotide messenger RNA. RefSeq names its product U2-type spliceosomal complex subunit CWC24 (gene CWC24). The record is from RefSeq and is a predicted model, not a curated record. Gene Ontology annotation, biological process: snoRNA splicing. Gene Ontology annotation, cellular component: U2-type spliceosomal complex. The transcript has a single exon. The coding region runs from base 1 to 756 and encodes 251 amino acids. NCBI's taxonomy places the organism in Eukaryota, Fungi, Ascomycota, Saccharomycetes, Saccharomycetales, Saccharomycetaceae. Gene Ontology annotation, molecular function: metal ion binding.
AUGUUUAAGAAAAGGUCUAAACUUAGUGGAGGCUCGACUGAGACAAAGAGAAGAAAAUUACCAGUGGAAAAUAUCGAAUCUGAUGAAGAUCAGAAGGGCGAAGUCAAUAUUCCAACAUUUAAAAAGAGACAAUUAUUAGGAAAGAAAGAAAAACCUUCAUUGGAGGAUAGGAUAGGUGUGGAGAAGGAAACAAGAUCAAAUAACUCGAAAUAUACCCUUGUUGAUAAUAAUACUGCUACGAAAGCCGACAUCUUAAACUCCGAGGAUAAAGGAACCACUAAGAGUAACAAAUCUAUUAGUUCAAAAGAAACAACCAAGAGAAGUGUUUCUGAUAAAAUUACACAAGCGGCUAAUUUGAAAACUACAAUAUUUACAGAUUAUCAACCUGAUAUAUGUAAAGAUUAUCAGCAGACUGGAUUUUGUGGAUAUGGUGAUAGUUGUAAAUUUCUUCAUUCGAGAGAUGAUUUUAAAGCUGGCUGGAAACUAAAUACUGACUGGAAAGUUGAUGUGAUAGAAAAUGGAAAUAAUGAUGCCAUAACCAAGGAUAUUCCCUUCAAAUGUGUUAUAUGUAAAGAUGAUUAUAAGGAUCCUGUUGUGACUAAUUGUGGGCAUUAUUUUUGUAGAACCUGUUUCACUAAGAGAAUUGAUAAAGAUCUAAGUUGUUUCAUUUGUAGAACUGAUACCAAAGGUGUUGCCAAAAUUGCAAAGGAUUUAAAAAAACAGAUACGUAAAUCGAAAGAGAUCGCAGAAGAUUGA